Aspergillus wentii DTO 134E9 is the source of this 1326-nucleotide messenger RNA. RefSeq names its product metallophosphatase domain-containing protein. The coding region runs from base 277 to 1206 and encodes 309 amino acids. The transcript has a single exon. NCBI's taxonomy places the organism in Eukaryota, Fungi, Ascomycota, Eurotiomycetes, Eurotiales, Aspergillaceae. Gene Ontology annotation, molecular function: hydrolase activity. The record is from RefSeq and is a predicted model, not a curated record.
AAAUUACAUCACAGUGUCCUCAUUGCUCAAUCUUCUAGCAAUCUGGCUUCAACCGUUCGCGGCAGACUCUCACAGCAAGAUCCCGUGUCUGGCGAUCACCUUACUACAUACUCACUGGAAGAUCUACAGAAAAAUCCAUCAUACAGAGCGACGCCAUUAGAUAUUAAAGCAACAGUGAAAUUAAAAUGAUCUCUCGGCAUAUUGCGGUCUGAAUAAUCGAAUUCCUUCUCAAGUACAGGAAUAAGUACUACUACCGUCUAGUUACCAGCCUGAGCCAUGGCGUUUCGGAGAUCAGCCCUAGAUGAUCUUCUCCACCGUCCGGAGCAAACAAGCGCCUGGGAACGAUUUUUCUCGUCUCCCGUGAAAUUCCUAGCGGGAAAUCUGUACCGUCUUCUGGACAAUCCCUGUUUACGUGACUACGACUCGAGAGGAAUACGUGUGGUUUGUGUGUCUGAUACUCAUAAUACACUGCCUGCGUUGCCAGAUGGUGAUGUUCUUGUCCACGCCGGCGAUCUCACACAGUCAGGGUCUCUAGAGGAGCUCAAUGCACAGAUUGAGUGGCUUGACAAGCAACCUCACCGCUACAAAGUCGUCAUUGCAGGCAACCAUGACCUAUGUUUGGAUCAGCAUUAUCGUACCAAAGCUUCGACAAGCACCUCUGGGGAAAUGCCCGUGAAUUGGAAAUCCCUGAUUUAUUUGCAAAAUAAUCUCACCACUCUUGAUUUCGGUACUCGCCAAGUUAAAGUUUUCGGGAGUCCUUAUACCCCCAAGCAUGGAAACUGGGCGUUUGAAUACCUGCGCAUGGGUCCUGAUCCUUGGGAGGGGAAUAUACCAGCAGAAACCGAUAUUCUAGUGACUCACGGGCCCCCAAGGUCGCAUUUAGACCUCGGACACCUAGGAUGUCAAUAUCUCCUUCAAAGCCUUUGGUCGAUGAAGAAUAAGCCGUUGUUGCACGUCUUUGGCCAUAUCCAUGGAGGCUAUGGUAGAGAGACACUGUUGUGGGAUUCAUUCCAGGAGACGUAUGAGCGAAUGAUGAAUCGGCAGUGCAGCUGGAUGAACCUGUUGAAGCUGGUCUACUAUGCAGUAUCCAGGAUUCUCUCCUCUCGCGUCUGUCCAAAGGGAAUUCGGACAGUGUUGGUAAAUGCGGCCACAAUAGGCGGGUUGCGAGAUGAGAAGAGAAGAGAGCCUAUUUCCGUAGUAAUUUAGUGCAGUGCGAGCUUUCGGAUCCGUUGAAUAUUAUGUUGAAUUCCACACCUGGGUUGCGUGGGUUUGGGGCCUUUUAUACUAGUACCAGUGAGUACAUUCGACAUACUGAGUCUGGACUUC